AUGAAAGUCCUCUCCAAGGCGUCGUCCGAAUCAGACAUUUACGAAUCUCCGCUGGGUGUCACUGAAGAAGACACAUCUUUUUAUAUAUUUGGAAAAACGCAAUUUCAAAAGACUAACGUAAUUGUAACUAAGAACUGCUCGGGAAAGAAAAAACAAUUAGAAGAAGAGCAAGACAUUACAACCAAAGCCGAAGAAAACGCUGCGACAAAGUUUGGACCAAAUGCCUGUCUUCAUUAAUCCGGAAAGACUGGGUACAAAAGAACAUCUACAGAACUCUGACCGAACCACGUGAAUCGACAGCUAUAAUGCCUACUGUCAUGCAAACGAAGUUGUCAAGGCAUCGCAGCAGAAGAGAGUUAGAGAGAGUCUCCGCAAACACUACAUAACUCAAGACAUCGUAACUGUGAGAAAGAAUAUAAACUUUUACAAUUCAUCUGGAAGCUGGACAAAGUGAAAAAAAAAAACACCUCUGUUUCUCACGCCACGGCGUCAACCCGCUGUGCCCGCCCGCCCGCGCCGAGGACGUUGCAUGCCACGAAGGAACUUUAGAACUACUUCGAGGAGAAAUACUGGAGAAACAAAAACACGAAAGACCUAUUCAAGGCGUCGUCCGAAUCAGACAUCCACGAAUCUCCGCUGGGUGUGCUGUGAAGAAGACACAUCGUUUUAUAAAUGGAAAAACGCAAUUUCAAAAAACAAGGUAAUUGAAGACACUUGUAUACCGUAUACUACAAGAUUCCUUCGACUAAUUUUAUGGUUGCGGUAGUGCUCGUGGCAACUUGUGACAAAAGGAAAGGACUGGAUACAAAAGGACACAUCUAUACGAGUUUGACCUCACCUCGUGCAUAUGUGCGGACAACCUGUGCAUUCCACUGAAAACAUCGUGACUCCAAAAAAGAUUAGAAACUUUUAUAAAUGGAAAAAUUCGAAUGAUGAACAAGAGGCGAACGUAAUUUUAAGACACUCGAUCGUAUACCGUAUAUUACAAUAUUCCUUCAACUCUCCUGGCGCUCGGUACACCUCGACACAUUGCGACAAGCUUUGUACCAAAUAUGCCUGCCUUAACUGCUGCGAAAGGACUGGAUACAAAAGGACACAUCUAUACGAGUUUGACCUCACCUCGUGCAUAUGUGCGGACAACCUGUGCAUUCCACUGAAAACAUCGUGACUCCGAAAAAGAUUAGAAACUUUUAUAAAUGGAAAAAUUCGAAUGAUGAACAAAAGGCGAAUUUCGAACUCUCCCCGGUGAGUCAGUUAUUAAGUAAUAUGCAAAGUAACUUCUAAACAUUUACAUUUUCUAAUUGUUAAUAUUUUCAUGUGUUAUCAAGGAAGGAGAAAAAGAAGAGGAACAGCAGGAAAGAGAGACAGAUAUGCAAGAUGAUGAAAGGAAUGACGAUGAUCAUUCAGAACCUAUGUUCCCCAAACCUCUCAAGGUUUGUUUCCUAUAAUGUUAUCCGGUAUAAUAAUAUUAUAUGUCGUUCUUAGAUCGUGCUCAUGGGUAUGCCAUGGUAAACACAACAGGAGUUAGAAGGAUAACACGAUAGCCACAUAUAAGGUGGUAAUAUAUUUAAAACAUUUAUUUAUAGAAUAAGAGACGAUUGAAACCCUGCCCCAUCUGCGGGCGUUCCUUCAAGGUCCUCUUAUCACACCUAAAGGUUAAUCAUAAACUCGGCGCACAGGAGGCAAAGCGUCUGUCCGGCAAGAAACGUCUUGUGCAGUUCGGGACUACUCAAAAGACCCGCCCUGUCCCUUGCCCGCACCCUGGAUGCAGAAAUGUGGUCGUCCGUGUCGACCGGCACCUCGUCAGGGUGCACGGAAUGGAAAAAACAGACACAGAGUACAUUCGCAUGAACAAUGAAACAAAGGCCAAGAGGCAUAGUGUUGCAUCAAAAAAAGCGGCGAAGUUGUUAAAUAGAAAGUCGCCAAUGAAGAUGGAAGACCUUCCAUUGAAAGGAGAAACAAAAGACAUAGAAGUGUUGUUUGCCAAAUUGCUUUCACGAGAAACCAUCAGACAAAAGCUCAAGUUAAUUGAUUUUCAAGUUUUUUCUCCUCUUUUCAAGAAAGAGAGUGGCAAACAUCAGUUAUAA
Paramuricea clavata is the source of this 2087-nucleotide messenger RNA. The record is from the annotation of a GenBank genome assembly. Lineage: Eukaryota; Metazoa; Cnidaria; Anthozoa; Malacalcyonacea; Plexauridae.